This is a messenger RNA of Paramisgurnus dabryanus, 1419 nucleotides long. Its product is annotated as amine sulfotransferase-like. NCBI's taxonomy places the organism in Eukaryota, Metazoa, Chordata, Actinopteri, Cypriniformes, Cobitidae. The record is from RefSeq and is a predicted model, not a curated record. Gene Ontology annotation, molecular function: sulfotransferase activity.
AUGGAUCAACAAGAAUACAAGAUGCUUGGUGACAAAUUUUACACAUACAAAGGAAUGGUGUUACCUACAAAUGGCAUUCAUUUAAAUUCUCCAGAAUAUAUUGACAGUUUGAGGGAUUUUGAAAUAAGGGAUGAUGACGUCUUUGUCGUUACCUUCCCGAAAUCUGGAACGGUAUGGAGCCAGCAAAUCCUGACCUCACUGUAUGAAGAAGAUUUCCCAGAUCAAGUAAAUCAAACCAUAUAUGAGCGAAUGCCCUGGCUGGAGCUUUUGCAGAAGGGAAAAGAUUACACCUCACGUCCGUCCCCAAGACUCUUCUGUACCCAUUUACAUGAGCACCUGGUGCCCAAAGGAUUGCAAGGAAAAGGAAAAAUCAUCUACAUUAUGAGAAACCCAAAAGACAUCAUGGUGUCCUACUUUCAUUUUUCCAAGAACAUGAAAAAUUUUGAACCUUUAGAGAGCUACGCUGACAUGAUGGAUAAGUUUUUCAUAGGACGAAUGCUCGGUGGAUGUUGGUUUGACCACAUCAGAGGAUGGAUCUCAAAUCAAGACAAAUACAACAUCUUGUUCUUGACUUAUGAAGAGAUGAUCAAGGACCUCAGAUCCGUCAUUGUGAAAAUCUGUAAGUUUCUUGGGAAGAAUCUGUCAGAUGCAGCGAUUGAUAAAGUUGUGGAAAAGGCGACUUUUAACAACAUGAAGCAAGACCCAAAAGCAAACUAUGAAUUCAUGCCAAAGGCUGUCACAGACCGACCAAAAGGACUAUUUGUGCGCAAAGGAACAAUUGGAGAUUGGAAGAACUCAUUAACUGUAGCUCAGAAUGAACGCUUUGACCGCGUCUACCAAGAGAAAAUGAAGGGACUACAACUUAACUUCAUCUGGGACAUCACUGAAUUAAAUAACUGAACACAAACAGUGUAUAUUAGUACACUAUAAAACCCUCAAAUUCAGAGUACUCAAAACUUUUGUGGAAACCGAUCAUCUAAAAACAUUUAAAGGAAAACACCACCAUUUUUCAAUAUUUUACUAUGUUUUUACCUCCACAGAUGAAUAAAUACAUAUACCUAUAUUUUUUCAAUGCGUGCACUUAAUCUUUGUACAGCGCCUUGUGAAUGUGUUAGCAUUUAGCCUAGCCCCAUUCAUUCCUUAGGAUCGUCUAUGUUUUCUCUUUUUAAAGACUGUUACAUGAGUAGUUACACAAGUAAGUAUACAGUGGCACAAAAUAAAACCUGGUGAUUUUUUAAACAAAUUUUUUUUAGUUAUCAUUUUUUAUCCGCGGUGAUGUUUUCCUUUUAGUAAACAACUUGAAUGUUUUAAGUGAAUAAUGUUGUAAAUUACAAUUAAUCCAAACUUGAAAGUUUAUAUUUCAUUGUAUCUAAUAUUUAACUACACUAUAUUUAAAAUAAAUAACUGUUUUAGUGUUUA